CUGCACCUCAAUUCGCAUUCUCUCAUUCCCUCUCUUUCUUUAUUUUACCCCUCUCCUCCCUCUGUUUCCCAAACCUCCACCAGUCCACCAUCAUUCCUUGUAGCCAAAGAAAAAAGAAAGAAACCCAUCCUGGUUCCUCGUCUGCCCUCACCCUCCUUUCCUAAUUCGUGUUCAUGUAAGGGCAAUUCGGUAACUUAGCUGUCAACAUAGAACCACAAAAUUAAAAUUAAAAUUAAAAAAAGAGAAAGAACCGAAAAAAAAAAAAAGAAACCCGGAGGCAUGAGUUGCAACGGUUGCCGAGUUCUCCGAAAGGGUUGCAGCGAGACAUGCAUGUUGCGCCCUUGCUUGCAGUGGAUCGAGACACCCGAGGCCCAAGGCCACGCCACCGUCUUCGUCGCCAAGUUCUUCGGCCGCGCCGGCCUCAUGUCUUUCAUUUCCAAUGUACCGGAGGCCCAAAGACCCGCUCUGUUUCAGUCACUGCUGUUUGAAGCAUGUGGAAGAACCGUGAAUCCGGUUAAUGGUGCUGUGGGGCUUUUGUGGACAGGGAACUGGCACGUGUGCCAGGCUGCAGUGGAGACGGUGCUCCGCGGAGGCACGUUGAGGCCCUCGCCGGAGUUUAUGGGGAUGGAAUCGGCGGGUCCGGUGGUGGCCACCGACGAAGCAUCGGAGGCAGAGGUCACGUGCGGUGACAUAUGGAAGAAGGUUCGAGAUCCAAACCCGAGUUGCAGGUUCACAAGCUCACGGUCUACACGUGUUGCUGCCGGCGCCGCCGGGAAGCGUAAGCGGCUGGAGGAGGUGACGAGGGUCCAGACGGCGGCUGAUCUUGAUCUUCGUCUGACGCCGAUCUUCCUUCAGAAGAUCGCCGAUUACCGGCGCCGUCCGGGAUCGCCGUCGAUGACGUCGGAGGAGUCCGUGACGACCACGGCGGAGAUUGGAGGAGAUCAGUGGGGUCACAGCGGUGAACGGAAAGUUCUCAACCUUUUCAUUUGAGAACUCUCUCUCCCUCCCUCUCUUAUAAAUGAUUCAUGUUUUUAUGAAUCAAAUUAAAGGAGCAGAGGUCUCUUUUGUGGUUUACUUUUCUUUUGUUUUCUCUCUGUGUUUUGUUUUGGGGAAGAGGGUUUUUGCUGGGUUUGAGAACUCAGCGAGAUUUUGCGAGAUACCGGCACAGGAUUUCUCUCUCUACGGAAAAGAGAAAGAUGAUGGU
Messenger RNA from Arachis ipaensis, 1204 nucleotides. Its product is annotated as LOB domain-containing protein 38. Gene Ontology annotation, biological process: regulation of gene expression. The record is from RefSeq and is a predicted model, not a curated record. NCBI's taxonomy places the organism in Eukaryota, Viridiplantae, Streptophyta, Magnoliopsida, Fabales, Fabaceae.